Manis javanica (Malayan pangolin) is the source of this 1632-nucleotide messenger RNA. It is a transcript of the gene TEX12, whose product is annotated as testis expressed 12. Gene Ontology annotation, cellular component: central element. The record is from RefSeq and is a predicted model, not a curated record. NCBI's taxonomy places the organism in Eukaryota, Metazoa, Chordata, Mammalia, Pholidota, Manidae. Gene Ontology annotation, biological process: synaptonemal complex assembly.
UUUUACGAGCGAUAGGCUCUGGGUGCCCGUGUACCCCGACCGGGCGGGGGCCCGGGGCGCCUGUCUUUGAAACUGCAGGGCAAAGUCGGCAGCCGACGGCGCCCCGCGAGGCUGAGCUCCGGCCCGUGGGCCGGGCCUGGAAGCUGCCUGCGGACGCGCCGCGGAGAGGCCGCCGAAAGGCCGGUGCCACGGGAGGAGGCGGAGGGCGCCGGGCCCUGGGUCCCGGAGGUUCGCCGCUGGGCCGCGCCUUCCUUCAAACCGACCCUCCCGAGUCGGCGGAAGGCGCACCCGUGCGGGCCCCUGCACGGGUUCCUGGCGGCGGGAACACCCCGGCCGGGCCCCGGCGACUCCCCCUGCCCUGCCGGGAGAGCCCAGGCUCGGAUGUCCCCUCCCCCACCCCCGCACACGUGCGCUCAGCGGAGAUUCCCGUCUCACGACGACUGUCCGCUGAGGGGACGGGCGGGAGGCGCGCACGGCCCGUCACGUGACGCCCGCGCGGCCCGCUGGGAGCUCGCGUGCCUCCCGCCGCCCCAGCGGGUUCUGCGGCCUCGCACGCGCGGCGUCUCAGUUCCUGCGCCCCCGCUGACGAGAAGCUCUUGCCUCCGACGUGUGAUGGCGGGUCACCUGGUUAAACCUGAUGCCAGAAACUGCAAGAGGCCGAGAGACCUGGAGCCUCAAAUGCCAGAUAGUCCACAACUGUCCUCUUUGGGGAAAUCAGAUUCCUCUUUCUCUGAAAGCUCUGGACUAUUUUAUAAAGAUGAAGCCCUGGAGAAGGAUUUGAAUGAUUUGAGCAAAGAAAUUAAUCUAAUGUUGUCUACAUAUGCGAAGAUCUUAAGUGAAAGAGCAGCAGUAGAUGCAUCUUACAUUGUCGAGAUAGAUGGACUCUUCAAAGAAGCCAGUGCUAUUGAAAACUUUCUAAUACAAAAAAGAGAACUCCUCAGACAGAGGUUUACAGUGAUUGCAAACACACUGCACAAUUAAAAUUGUGUACUUAAAAUAAAUUGAGAAUUUAAGCCCUUUGUUGUAGUGAAAGAAUGACAUGCUAUGAAAACUCUCUGAUUGUUAAAAAAAUGUGGAUUUUAAAUAUUGAAGGGGAAACGGUGAAUUUCUUUUCUAGAUUUAAAAGGGGCUUUAAACCAGACAUUGAUAUGAUGUAACUUUUCUUUUGAGGGUCAAAUUUUUGGCAUAUUUUAUAAAAGUGUAAAUUAUUUAAAUUAUAUAUGGAUUAUUUUCUUUCUUUUUUUUUCUUAACUCUCCUAGCCUUUCUUAAACUUCUAAAAGAGGACUCAGUGAGUUAAUUUGAUAAUGUUUAAUACUGUCACACUUUUUCUUUUAGAAUAUUUUGUUUAAAUAAAAGAGACACAGCUUUGGAGAUAAUUUUAAAAUGUUUUUCAUGGUCAGUAUUACUUAAAAAAAAUUAAAACCUAAAGGUAAUUUGUCCAGUUUCUCAAUAUGUAAUAAGAUAUAACUGCUAUUGCUAUUUAAUAUUACCAUUGGAUUAUUUUCACUGUAAGUUUUAUUAUACAUUGCCAAUAAAAAUUCUUGGUUUAAAACUGUUUUCUUGUGGUAACAGUGAUAAAAUAAAAACAAGAAAUUACUAACCAGAACCUUAUAUAAGUUGGCUUUUUUAUG